Messenger RNA from Ilex paraguariensis (yerba mate), 1282 nucleotides. NCBI's taxonomy places the organism in Eukaryota, Viridiplantae, Streptophyta, Magnoliopsida, Aquifoliales, Aquifoliaceae. The record is from the annotation of a GenBank genome assembly.
ACAUCGUCCUCAGCCAAACCCUAGGGUUUUACUGGCCUGUCUAUUGUUUGCUCCUUUUGAAAUUAUAAUUUCAUUCGUCAGUAUAUAUGAACACGCGCGCGCGCGCAUAUAUUCACUUUGAUUUCAUAGAUUUUUUGGAGUUGGUGUGUGGAGUUGUGGGUUUGAAUCUGGUGUGGUGAUGGAGUUUGGGAAGAAGAGAGACAGACCACAUGGUGCCUUUGCCGUCAAUGGAGGCUUCAAGAAAUCAAAGGACGCACUUCUGGAUACCAAUUUGGUGAGGGAUGUCACUUCCUGCAUUAUAUUCCGGGUGGCUAUAGUGCAGUUAGUCAGAUGACAAACAUGGGCGGUCCUGUUAGAAGAAAUGCCAUGGCUGCGACACCCUUUACUGAUGGUCCUGCAUCCACCAAGACCAAACUCUGCAACAAGGUUAAUACUCCAGAAGGAUGUAAAUUUGGAGACAAAUGCCACUUUGCACAUAGCCAGAUGGAGCUUGGCAAACCAUCUUUCCCAGGGUUUGAAUAUCCCCGAGCAAUGGAUCAAUGGUCAGCAGCAUCCCCACCUAGCCUACCUGCUGCAGCUAACUUCGGUUCGUCAGCUACAGCCAAGAUCAGCAUAGAUGCAUCUUUGGCUGGAGCCAUUUUUGGAAAGGGUGGUGUGAACUCAAAGCAAAUUUGUCGCAUUACUGGUGUCAAGUUUUCUAUAAAGGAACAUGAAACUGAUCCAAAUCAAAGGAAUAUUGAGCUUGAAGGAACCUUUGAUCAGAUCAAACAUGCUAGUAGUAUGGUGCGUGAGCUCAUCGAGAACAUUGGUGCUGCCACCGGUCCUUCAAAAAUCCCUUCUGGAUUGCCCGCUCGUGCUCCUCCAGCUAGCAAUUAUAAGACCAAGAUGUGUGAACGUUUUGCAAAGGGCACGUGCACUUUUGGGGAAAGGUGUCAUUUUGCUCAUGGAGUCGGAGAAUGGAUGCAACUUUCUGGGAGAAAAGAAAUGUCGACACUGCUGUAUUAGAGAUCACCAGGCACUUGAACUAUGUAGCUUUUGAGCUACAUUUUCCUCAGCAGUAGUAAUGUAACAUUUUUAAAGCUUGUCAAGAUGCAAUUGUUAGGUUGUCCUUGAGCUGAACAGCCCAAGCAUGGCUUGGUGAUCCAGCCUGCAGUUUGCUUUCCUCUCCUAUGAUUUUCCAAAUUCUGUCUUUCGUUUGAGAACAUUCUUGUUUGUGUUACUAACAAUCUAUUUUUUCUUUAGUACUUUUAAAAUGUCUGUUAUUUUUUGAAUUUUUCCCAAU